AUGCCUACCAAUCUCCACGCUAUUCGGGAGAAGUGGAUACAACGGGCUCUUCAAAGCAAAGAAGAAAUUAAGGGUGUCGGAAACAAUUUGAGGCUGGUGGGCAUACCUCCGCCUCAUGCUCAAGACAUCCUCGUAAAGGUCGGCAUUUUGGUGCAGGAAAUGCCCGUCAAGGAGUGCUUGGCCCACGACAUCGGGACGGGCUAG
Histoplasma mississippiense is the source of this 204-nucleotide messenger RNA. RefSeq lists its product with no specific name. The transcript is spliced from 2 exons. The record is from RefSeq and is a predicted model, not a curated record. The coding region runs from base 1 to 204 and encodes 67 amino acids. Lineage: Eukaryota; Fungi; Ascomycota; Eurotiomycetes; Onygenales; Ajellomycetaceae.